Coccidioides posadasii C735 delta SOWgp is the source of this 1527-nucleotide messenger RNA. The record is from RefSeq and is a predicted model, not a curated record. NCBI's taxonomy places the organism in Eukaryota, Fungi, Ascomycota, Eurotiomycetes, Onygenales, Onygenaceae.
AUGUGGCCUAGGCGAAUAACACUCAGCACGCCGCGCCUGUCACUCGUCAGAACCGCACGAUCAUCGCGAGAUCCCAGAAUCUCGCGGCGCCCAAUCCGGAAAAGCUUCCCUCGACCUAAUCAACGAGCUAGGGCGCGCCCGUCAAACAGCCAGCCGCGUGAUGAUACCCAACAGCAGCCCGGCCAGCCCUCAGAGCUUGGUCGGUCAGCACUUGAAGCUCUCUCCUCCACGCUCCAUGAUACCAAUCCGCAAAAUAACAGUUUACUUGCGCCGGUGCAUAUUCCAGAAGACCCGAGUGCUGUGCUCAAAGAUGGACACCCCGCGACUCGAAUAUUGGCCAACUCGGGAUUGGUGGUCCAAAGACAGUUGGAGAUGAUGAACGUCCUGCUUGGUUUCGAACAAGCAAAUAGAUAUACGAUCCUUGAUGCUCAUGGAAAUCAUGUGGGGUAUAUGGCGGAACAAGAUACUGGAAUGGGAACCAUCAUGGGCCGCCAAUUUCUUCAUACUCACCGACCGUUUGUCACCCACAUUUUUGAUAUACACCAGAACGAAGUAUUACGGGCAUUUUACGAUCCUCUAGAAGCGGCAGACGCGACACGGUCUACCGCAGCAGUUCAUUUAGCAGCGGGGCCUACGGGAGGCGUUGCUAGACUCUCCACUUUGGAUCAUUCUCAGAUGCGCGUGAUCGGAGAAGCGCAACAAGAGUGGGCUUUACUCCGGCGGAAAUACAAUCUGUUCCUUUUCCAUGAGCCUCCAGUCAAGGAAACCAAACUCUCCACCCAAGCGAUUUCUUUCUCAAGUUCUGAUUUAUCGAAAUCUCAACAAUCACAAGUAUCUCUAGCAUCGGGCGGCCCUUCGCAGGCCCAACGAACACAAUUUGCCUACGUCAACGAACCCGUGCUUUCGUGGGAUUUCUCCCUCCGAACCGCGAAUGAGCAAUUGAUUGGUUCCGUCAACCGCAAUUUCGCAGGGUUUGCCAGAGAAAUCUUCACUGAUACCGGCGUAUACGCCUUGCGCAUGGAUUCUGCCGGUCUGGAAGAGCAACGGUUACGAGAGGCGACAGCGAGGGCGCAGGCUCACCCAAGCAUUGCACCUCCUGAAUGGGAGACGCCGCCCCCUAUGACGUUGGAUCAGCGAGCAGUAAUGCUGGCUACUGCUGUCAGCAUUGAUUUUGAUUACUUUAGCCGUCAUAGCGGUUCUCCCGGCAUUCUACCUUAUGGGAUGUUUGGACUCGGUGGCGCAGGUGCUGAAAGUGUAGCUGGCGGAGCUGCGGCAGGGAUGGCUGGGGCUGGCACUUUAGCUGGCUACGAAGCGAUGAGGAGCGGGGCCUCAGCAGAACAAGAUCCAAGCCAAGUCCCGCAGCAACAUGAAGGGGAAGAUGCUAGUCCUGGCGAAACUACUUGCGAUGAGCAGGGCCCCGGCUACUGGGAAGAGCCAGUUGACGAGGAGACUUUCCAAGAUCAUCAUCAGGAUGAAUGGCCCGGAGAAUCUGGGGAGGGUGACGAUUCGUGGUCGGACUUUUUCUAG